AAGAGAGGAGAGUCACGACUAAGUGUUGGAUUUUGACAUUGACCUCACUGCUGCAGUGUGUUUGAUGGUAGUUGAUGGGUUAGUUGAUGAUUCUUUUUGGUUGUUUAUGGUGUAUGCUUGAAUGUUGCAUUUGUGACAGUGGAAGUUGGUUACUUUAUACAGUCGGUGUUGUGUGAUUGAUGUGUGUAUGAUGGUGAUUUGGUGUGUGUGUGUUGAUACGUGAGUUGUGUGUUGUAUGUGAGGCGUGUGUCUGAUGGUGCUGGGUAACUGGGCUGUUGGGGCUAUGUAUCGGCGGUCGCCCUGUCACAGAAGCAGGGCCCACUUUGACUUUAGCGAGGACGUCGUCAAGGGACUCCAUGCCUCCAGCCACACUCACAGCUUUGAUGUGGAGAAUGGCCCUUCAGCCAGCUGUAGUCCGUUGGACCCCUCGGCCUCUCCCGGGUCAGGCCUGGUUCUACACACCAAUUUCCCCGGACACAACCAACGCAGAGAGUCCUUCCUGUACCGCUCAGACAGCGACUACGACCUCUCGCCCAAGUCCAUGUCCCGCAACUCAUCCAUUGCAUCUGAACUACAUGGUGAUGACUUGAUAGUAACGCCUUUUGCUCAGGUCCUCGCAAGCCUUCGAAGUGUAAGAAACAACUUCACAGUCCUGACCAAUGUCCAAUGUGCAUCCAACAAGAGGUCCCCUGUGGCCACUCAGCCUCCCAUCACCAGAGUCUGUUUGCCAGAUGAGUCGUACCAGAAGCUGGCUAUGGAGACCAUGGAGGAGCUGGACUGGUGCCUGGACCAGCUGGAGACCAUCCAGACCUACCGCUCUGUCAGUGACAUGGCCUCCAAUAAGUUCAAGAGAAUGUUGAAUCGGGAGCUGACACACCUGUCAGAGAUGAGUCGCUCCGGCAACCAGGUGUCCGAGUUCAUCUCCAACACCUUCCUAGACAAACAGAACGACAUGGACAUGCCGUCGGUGACGCCCAAGGAGAAGGCCGGCCGGGAGAAGAAGAAGAAGAAGCAGCUGAUGAUGACUCAGAUCAGUGGAGUGAAGAAGGUCUCUCACGGACCCUCCCUCUCCAGCUCCUCCAUCUCACGUUUCGGGGUCAAGACGGACAAGGAGGACAUGCUCUCCAAGGAGCUGGAGGAUCUGAAUAAGUGGGGGUUGAACAUCUUCACCGUGUCCGAGUACUCCGAACAUAGACCGCUCACCUGUAUCAUGUACGCCAUCUUCCAGGAGAGAGACCUGCUGAAGACGUUUAAGAUCCCGACGGAGACGUUUGUGGCGUACAUGAUGACCCUGGAGGACCAUUACCAUGGGGACGUGGCCUACCACAACAGCCUCCACGCGGCAGACGUGGCCCAGUCCACACACAUCCUGCUCUCCACCCCUGCCCUCGACGCGGUCUUCAGCGAUCUGGAGAUCUUGGCGGCCAUCUUUGCUGCAGCCAUCCAUGAUGUCGACCACCCGGGGGUGUCCAACCAGUUCCUCAUCAAUACCAACUCUGAGCUGGCCCUGAUGUACAACGAUGAGUCCGUCUUAGAGAACCACCACCUGGCUGUGGGCUUCAAGCUGCUCCAGGGGGACAACUGUGACAUCUUCCAGAAUCUGACCAAGAAGCAGAGGCAGAGCCUGAGGAAGAUGGUCAUCGACAUGGUCCUGGCCACUGACAUGUCCAAGCACAUGAGUCUGUUAGCGGACCUGAAGACCAUGGUGGAGACCAAGAAGGUGACCAGCUCUGGGGUCCUGCUGCUGGACAACUACACCGACAGAAUACAGGUGCUGAGGAACAUGGUUCACUGUGCUGACCUGAGUAACCCGACCAAGUCCCUGGAGCUGUACCGUCAGUGGACCGACCGCAUCAUGGAGGAGUUCUUCCACCAGGGAGACAGGGAGAGGGAGAGAGGCAUGGAGAUCAGCCCCAUGUGUGACAAACACACCGCUUCAGUAGAGAAAAGCCAGGUGGGCUUCAUAGACUACAUUGUCCACCCUCUGUGGGAGACUUGGGCUGACCUGGUUCACCCUGACGCCCAGGACAUCCUGGACACUCUGGAGGACAACAGGAACUGGUACCAGAGCAUGAUCCCCCAGAGCCCCUCUCCUCCUUGGGCCACAGAGCAGGGGGAUCAGGAGGGAGGCGAAGGGGGCCAGGGGGGAGACAAGUUCCAGUUUGAACUCACCCUGGAGGAGGAGGACUCUGAGGGUACAGAGAAAGAUGAACAGAGCCAGGGGGAUGAGGAGGAGGAGGAUAGUCUGGGGGAGGCGUCACGGUCUCCGGUAGACUACUCGGACUGUCAGGACCCCGAGGAAUCCAUGGUGCCCACGUCGUCCAUAGAGAUCAUUACCCACGAUGCAUCACCCACAGACACAUAAUGGGCUCUGCUGCACCGCGAAGGUGGUUGGUUUCAUGUUUUAAACAGGAGAAAUCCUGCAGCUGUGCUUUUUAACAAGCCCACGAUGGGCUUAGUUUGAGCCCGGAUGGGGCGUCAGUUUAACCCCACCCUAUCCUUGCACUUGCGUUAGGAGCCGGCGACAGAGGGACAGUUUCAGUGGGGCGGCUACAAAGUUCUCAGGAAAAAUGCUGCAAACAUUUUGGACCUGACGGAACGGACAGGCCUCGAGGAAAUGAAGGACUUGGGCCAAUCUGGGAAACGGUUAUUUUUCCAUCCAGACUGGCAUCUGAAAUGUUGACACUACUACUGAGAGAAGUUUUGUACCUUGUGACUUUUUUUACGAAGAGGUAGCGUUUGAACUACUGACGGAUGGACGUGUGUUUGUAUAGAGAGAGAAAACUGUUUACUUUUUUCCUGUACCAUUUUGUCAAAAUACUUUUCUGUGUCUUUUUUACUAUUGUCUUUUUAAUCCUUUUUUUAAUUUAUUGAACACACUUUAGUAUGUACGGGAAAUGGGUUUUUUCUUUCUAAAGAGUUACCCGAAAGCUCAAGAGCAAAAUCCUUUUUAUAUCUCAGACAAAGAGAACAGUCUUCCUUACUAGUAUUGGGCAAUAGAAGAAAUCAAACUAACUUAGACAAACAGUUCUUGGACAAACUCAUCAAAUACUUAAAACAUGACAUCUCAUAAUAAGAUACCAUUUCAAUCCAAGCACAACAUAUAUGUUUCUCUAUGGAAAUCACGAUUCACUGUAGAUGAACGGUAGGCAGAUAGAUCACUAUAACUCAACAACAUAUAUGUUUCUCUAUGGAAAUCACGAUUCACGUUACAUUGUUGCUAGAUUGUUGCUUCGUGUGUCUGACCUCACUGUAGAUGAACGGUAGGCAGAUAGAUCACUAUAACUCAACAACAACAAAACAAUUAGACCCAUUUCUCCCCAUCUAAUCUGCUUCCCCUCAUUCUCCUUGAAGGACCCCCCCCCCCCCCCCCACUACCAUCAUGGCUCAAAUCCUGAUAAUACUCAGACUUCAAGUUAGAAGGAUAUUUCUAGCUCCAUCUCAAGCAAUUGUGUAUUAAUCCUAUUCGACCAAAUGAUUCCAGAACCCACCUGGUUCUGAUGCUGUAACAAAUCAAGGACCCGGCCAGAUGAUGAAAGGUGGUCAGGCGGAUGCCUGUGUAGAAUCCCAGUCACACCUUGGUUAGCUGUGUUAUUAUUCACGUUUUUUUUUACAAACUCCUGACUCUGUGAAUCUGACCCCUAAAACAAUCAGCUAUUUCUUCCUCCACCAAAAAAAGGGAAUAACUGAAGGAGAUGCUGCGUCCAUUGACGUCAAUCGAAACAUUCUUCUUUUUUUCUCUCUUCCCUUCCCACUAACUGUAUCACAUUUCCUGGCCGGCCCGGGGAGUUUAUCAGGAUUUGAUCCGUUAGAUGUAAUCUUUAGAAUAGAUUUGGCACUUACAAACUGUAGAGUUUGUGCUUAUUUUGAGAACAAUAGGAUGAUAACCCACAGAAGGGUAUCUAGAGAUUUACGUGACAGAGAUACCAAACCAAAAGGCCCCCGGACAGUGUAAUUCACUGUAUCUUUGGGUCAGCAUUAAAACCAUCCACGCCUGAAAAUCUGCUAGGUAGAUCUUCCCUCAUAGGUCUCCAUGACUGGUUUUCAGAUAUCACCAAUCCUCCCGCCAUUGUUCCCUUAGGUUUACUGACAUACUCAAAGGUACUUCAACUGCCUUAUUGACUAUACCCUCACUCCAGCAGACUUACAUGGCAAUCGUGUGUGUCAGUGAGUGUGUGUGCGUGUACGAGUAUCAGAAAGUGUGUUUGUGGGAGUAAGUGUGUGUGUGCGUCCGUGUAGCCUUUGCCACCUGGCCUGACCGGACUCCACACUUCCUGUUCCUGUUUGUCACUAGAGCUCAAGUUGGUCCUUUGCUGUUUAUAACAGUGUAUUUAUUACUUUGAGCUGUACAUAAGAAUACUGUUUCAGUCAGUGUAAAUCUAUUUAAAUGUAUAUGUACUUGCGUUACCUGGAAGUCGGUGGCGUGUUCAAGGCUCUGCGUCGGAGUCUUUUUUUAAGAUUCUUUAUUGUAACAUUGUCUCUUUUUUUAAAGUAUAUAUAUAUUAUAUCCUAAGUAAAUAUAUUCACACAAAUGUUUGAGUGCCCUGAGCAACAGCUAACGAGACAUGUAGGUUGACAACGCAUAGAGGAUAUGUUAAACGACAGAGACCUGGGAAGAGUUCCAAAAAUACAAGCCCGCUGUGUGGCUUUUAUACUGUAGUCUAUCACUUAGGCUCGGUAUCAAUAUCAGACCUACAAACCAAGACUCUCUGAGCAGCUUGUAGUAAGCUAGUAACCAGACUCCUCUGUAUACAACAUUUUGAAUGCAGAUGGCUGAUUUUGGGGUUCAGAUCUACUGGUUCAACGGCAGCAGACAGAAACAACAGGAAGACAGACGCACACAGAACCAAGUGUCUUCGUCUUUACACCUCGCACGUACUUACUUAUAUGUGAAGUUGUUCAAGGGGAUUAUUGGUGGCAUGCUACAAUAUCUCUGAGCACCCGCGUGAUGAAUCGUUACAAAAAUGUGAUCUUCUUGUAAUUGAGCGUGCUAAUGUCAACUAGUUUUAUCCGACCAAAACUUGUUAGCAGUUUUGAAAUACAAAAUUUGUCAUCAGUAUAACAUUGUUAAUCUAUGUUCAAGCUUUUUGGUCUGAGUCGUUUCCAAGUGACUAGCCAGACUUAGCACUAUCUGCAUGAGAGGUGGUUUUUAUGUCUGUUGAAGACCUACCUACUGCGUUGCAGUUGCAGAUGGACAUAUUAAAUGUUUCACACAAUGUAUGGUAUAAUAUUGUAUAUUGUGUUCAAGUAUCUGAAAAUCUGAAAUACUUUUUCUAAUUAAAAAAAAACAAAGCAUGA
Molecule: messenger RNA, 5298 nt
Organism: Oncorhynchus nerka (sockeye salmon)
Lineage: Eukaryota; Metazoa; Chordata; Actinopteri; Salmoniformes; Salmonidae
Product: 3',5'-cyclic-AMP phosphodiesterase 4B-like
Exons: 13
Coding region: 254-2365 (703 amino acids)
Biological process (GO): signal transduction
Cellular component (GO): perinuclear region of cytoplasm; nucleus; cytosol
Molecular function (GO): 3',5'-cyclic-AMP phosphodiesterase activity; transmembrane transporter binding
Source: RefSeq, a predicted model, not a curated record